Messenger RNA from Penicillium waksmanii, 996 nucleotides. RefSeq names its product tRNA(Thr) (cytosine(32)-N(3))-methyltransferase. The record is from RefSeq and is a predicted model, not a curated record. Gene Ontology annotation, molecular function: tRNA (cytidine-N3)-methyltransferase activity. The coding region runs from base 1 to 996 and encodes 331 amino acids. The transcript has a single exon. Lineage: Eukaryota; Fungi; Ascomycota; Eurotiomycetes; Eurotiales; Aspergillaceae.
AUGAAGCGCAGCGAUCCCUUCCAAUUUGGCUCGCGCUUCCUCGAAAAAGGCGACGAUGUCUACGAAUUCAACGCAUGGGACCACGUCGAGCCUGACGACGAAUUCAAAGCCUUCGCCGAAGGCCAAUACGAGAAGCAGCGCGCGGCCCCGGUCUCGGAUUUCGAUCAGCGCCGUUUCAACAAUGAUCCGGCUAAAUGGUGGGAUCUGUUUUAUAAGAAUAAUACGGACAAUUUCUUCAAUGAUCGGAAGUGGUUGCAGCAGGAGUUUCCGAUUCUAGAAGAAGUUACGCGCAAAGAUGCGGGCAAGAAGGUCGUGCUGGAAGUUGGGGCGGGGGCGGGAAAUACUGCUUUUCCUUUGCUGAGGAAUAAUGAGAAUGAGGAACUUGAAUUGCAUGCUUGUGAUUUCUCAAAGUAUGCUGUUAAGGUUAUGCGGGAGAGUGAUCAGUAUAAUACUAAGCAUAUGGUUGCGGAUGUUUGGGAUGUUUCGGCUAAGCCGAGUGAGGAGGAGGGUGAUUCUUUGCCCCCCGGUUUGAGUGAAGGGUCGUGUGAUGUGAUUGUUCUCAUUUUCAUUUUCUCGGCUCUCUCGCCGGAGGAGUGGGAUCAUGCUAUUCGCAAUCUUUACCGUUUGCUCAAGCCUGGUGGUUGUAUCUUGUUCCGUGAUUAUGGUCGUGGUGACCUUGCCCAGGUUCGCAUGAAGAAGAAUCGUUAUCUGGAGGAGAACUUUUAUGUUCGUGGUGAUGGUACCCGUGUCUACUUCUUUGAUCCGGAACAGUUGACCCAGAUGUGGAGUCAGUGGACGCCAGAGGGUGGAAUCCAGGUGGAUCUUGAGAAACCCAAGCCUGAGUCCAAUGGCUGCUUUGAAGUCGUGCAUAUGGGCGCGGACCGCCGACUCAUCGUCAAUCGUGCUUCUAAGGUGAAGAUGUACCGCUGCUGGCUGCAGGGUAACUUCCGGAAGCUCGAAGGCCCCGUCGCAGAAAAGAAGAAGACUGAGGCUUGA